Messenger RNA from Penicillium robsamsonii, 351 nucleotides. RefSeq lists its product as uncharacterized. The record is from RefSeq and is a predicted model, not a curated record. The transcript is spliced from 2 exons. The coding region runs from base 1 to 351 and encodes 116 amino acids. Lineage: Eukaryota; Fungi; Ascomycota; Eurotiomycetes; Eurotiales; Aspergillaceae.
AUGGCAUCCGGUCAACCAGCCGACCCUACGCCUGAGGUGGACCACCAACUCCUACAAAAAGCGAAAAGCCCCCUCUCAUCCCGAGUCUGGCGCUCGGGAUACGUUCUAUGGCUUGUGCUUUUCUACGCGACACAGGUACUAUUCGUAUGGAUCAUGAUUUGCUUCCUGAGCUACCAUCCUGUGACUACUCCUCAUUAUGGCUACUGGGUGUCUGACAAGAAAUCAGACUUCAGCUACGAUAAGGGAGAUGGUCUUUCUUACCGCAAUGAUGAGAGGCAUGUGAACCUACAUUUGAACCUCAUCAGCUCACACUAUUACAUUAUCUAUCCGCCUCAUAAUAAGUGGUUGUAG